GGAAUACAUUUCCUUGUGGCACAGGAAGGAGGAACGUCUGGGUAGUUGGGUUUGGGGGACACGGGUUCGAAUCCAGACACUUCAUUGUCUGGGCCUCCGUUUCCUCCUAGGAAGAGAGAGGCAGGUGGGAUCUGAAGACUUUCUGUGUCCUCACAGCUCUGGACAGUAGCUCGCCAAGCCUCUCGCAGAGUUUUGGGCCGCGCUCUCCUUAGCGCCACUCUGGGAGCCCGGCUCCCCACAGCGCCCGCCGGGGCGGAACACGCACGGCCCCUUUAAGGAUUCGUUGACUCGCCUCCGCUCGGUCUCGGCCUUCCGGGCCCGCACUGCGCCUGCGCCGGCUCGGGCCUCGGGGAUUGGACAGAAGUUAGGUCAGUGCAACUUUCAAGUCGGUUGCAAACUCCGCCUCGGGGCCCGACGGGGCGGCAGCGGCGGCGGCCGGGCUCGGGCAUCUGCGGAGCGGUGCGGCGACCGGAGCGGCCGAGCGUCCCGCCUCUGCGCCCCCCUCUCUCCCGGCUCUGCCGGCCCCUCGCUUCCCAGGCGGCGGGGGCAGCGGCCGGGCGUGUUCCACCCGGAGCGCCCCUUCCCCACCCCAAACCCUCUGGAAACUUCCUCGGCUUCCCCUGGACCCCGCACCUCCCACCCCCCCCGGCUGGCAGGAUGGUGUCCUGGGUGAUCUCCCGAUUGGUGGUGCUGGUGUUUGGAAUGCUGUACCCUGCCUACGCCUCCUAUAAAGCUGUGAAGACUAAGAAUAUCCGGGAAUAUGUCCGAUGGAUGAUGUACUGGAUUGUCUUCGCCUUCUUUAUGACAAUAGAGACCUUCUCGGACAUCUUCAUUUCCUGGUUUCCUUUCUAUUAUGAGAUCAAGAUGGCAUUUGUGGUGUGGCUCCUCUCCCCUUACACCAAGGGUGCCAGCCUGCUUUAUAGGAAGUUUGUCCAUCCAGCGCUUUCCUACCGGGAGAAGGAGAUCGACUCAUACAUCGUGCAGGCGAAGGAGCGCAGCUAUGAGACGGUGCUGAGCUUCGGGAAGCGCGGUCUGAACAUCGCCGCCACUGCCGCCGUGCAGGCGGCUGCUAAGAGUCAGGGUGCCCUCGCUGGCAGGCUUCGGAGCUUCUCUAUGCAGGACCUGCGCUCCAUCCCUGACAAUCCUGCUCCAUCGUAUCAGGAUCCCCUCUACCUGGAGGACCAGGAUUUGCACCGGAGACCACCCAUCAGGUACCGUCCCGGGGGCCUGCAGGACAGUGACACUGAAGAUGAGUGUUGGUCCGAUUCCCAGACAAAGGCCCACACCCUUCCCCGGCCAAGGGAGAAGCCCUUGGUGAGGAGCCAGAGCCUCCGGAUUGGCAAGAGGAAGCCACUGGUGAGAGAGGGCACUUCCCGCUCCCUGAAAUCUCGGACAAGGAAGAAGGCGGCCCCAUCAGACCUGGACAGCUAGUGCCCAGCAUCUCCCAUUCCGCUCUACCUUCAGCCGCCUUGUCCCUCCCCUCUAACACCCCACUCUGGAUACAGAAGGGGAGGUUGGAGGAGAGGGAGUUAGGUCCGUGGACACUGGAAAAGGCAGAAAUGCCCCCUUUGGGGAUGGUUUUCAUCAAUAUCCACAUGAUCUCUCUUUGCCCCAAUGCCCUCUCCUUGACUUAACAUCCUCUCCCCAUCAAAGUGCUCUUGGUGGGCCCGAGGGGAUCCUCCUCCCCUCACCUGCCAGCCUGGCCUCCAUGAAACCCCGGGCCAGCCCUAACCAGCACCUCCUCCUGGCUCUGGGGUCAGUGUUCCAAAGGGGUCACCCAUUGGCAUUGCCCAGGUCGUGUGUUUUCAAUAUGCCAAAGCAAUCCCUCCUUCGUGCCUUGACCUGAGGGUUAUUUAUUGCCCAUCUUUUUUCUGGCAUUGCCUUUCUCCCUCCCCCUCCCCUCCCCUCCCCCGACCCUUAGUGGUCAGGAGGCAGGGGGAGCCGUGAUUCCCUUUCACCUCUCCCCUCCAUUCCAGACGGAGCUUUGAUCAUUCCAUCCCCUUCCCCAAUGUUACUUGACAGGCCUCUUCAGGGGUCGUAUGUAUGUGUGUGUAUGUGUUUGUAUAUGUGUAUAUGUGUGUUGGUGUGUAGACAAGUUUGUAAUGGUUUUGAUAAAUAAAUACAUGGACUUUG
Antechinus flavipes (yellow-footed antechinus) is the source of this 2133-nucleotide messenger RNA. RefSeq names its product receptor accessory protein 4 (gene REEP4). Gene Ontology annotation, cellular component: cytoplasmic microtubule; endoplasmic reticulum tubular network; endoplasmic reticulum membrane. The coding region runs from base 658 to 1431 and encodes 257 amino acids. Lineage: Eukaryota; Metazoa; Chordata; Mammalia; Dasyuromorphia; Dasyuridae. Gene Ontology annotation, molecular function: microtubule binding. The transcript has 8 exons. The record is from RefSeq and is a predicted model, not a curated record. Gene Ontology annotation, biological process: endoplasmic reticulum tubular network organization.